Messenger RNA from Hevea brasiliensis (rubber tree), 2959 nucleotides. Its product is annotated as pentatricopeptide repeat-containing protein At2g22070. The record is from RefSeq and is a predicted model, not a curated record. Gene Ontology annotation, biological process: RNA modification. Lineage: Eukaryota; Viridiplantae; Streptophyta; Magnoliopsida; Malpighiales; Euphorbiaceae. The transcript has a single exon. Gene Ontology annotation, molecular function: RNA binding; protein binding. Bases 277 to 2193 code for a protein of 638 amino acids.
UAUUUAUUGCCUUAUUGGCGGAUCUUUGCCAUCCUUUCUUCUUCUUUCUUUCUCCCGUCCUUUUACUGCUAAAUUCAAAAGUAUCCAUACAAGUUCAUUGAAGGGGUGUUUAAGAUUGUUGUAUGCAGGCCUUCCGGGCUUUGUUGUAUAUUUGCUCUUUUUCUUUGCAUCAAACUCUAUUUAUAAUGGGGACAAUCAAUAAAGAUUAUUUUUUUUCAUCUCUCAAAGCUUGUUUCUUUAUCUACUGUCAUAGUAGGCAAGUCAAUUUACCUUAAAAUGAAAAGGACUUGCCUAAGCAUCAGAUGCUUUGACACAAAACCAACCCUCUUACCCUCCCCGGUUCCAGCAAUUACAGAUAUCAUAAACACCACUAAAUUUGAGCUUUAUCACUGUCAACAAUCCUAUAGGCAUCAUCAAUCCUUAUCUUUUGGUUACUCUCAUCACAAGACAAUAGCAGAUCUACUACAUGCUUAUGUCAUCAAGAAUGGCUCUCUUCAAAGUCUGGGUAUCUGUAAUUAUCUUUUGAACCUCUAUGUAAGGAAGUCUCAGAAUUUGUAUCAUGCCCACAAGCUGUUCGAUGAAAUUCUUGCUAGAGACAUUCGCACCUGGACUAUUCUGAUAUCGGGUUUUGCUCAUUAUGAGAAUUAUAAAAUGGUUUUGCAUUUGUUUAGAAAAAUGCAAAGGGAGGGUGUUUAUCCUAAUCAGUUCACCUUAUCUAGUGUUUUAAAAUGCUGCUCUACUUUGUGUGAGUUAAGAAACGGGAAGGCGAUUCAUGGGUGGAUAUUGACAAAUGAGAUUGGGUUGGAUGUUGUCUUGGAGAAUUCUAUUCUUGAUCUUUAUGUGAAAUGUGGGGCUUUGGAUUAUGCACAAAGAUUGUUCAAGUCAAUGGAAUGGAAAGAUACCGUGUCAUGGAAUAUAAUGAUAAGUGCAUAUUUGCAUAUGGGACAUGUGCAAAGAGCCCUUGAUUUGUUCCUGAGUUUGAACUUCAAAGAUGUUACAAGUUGGAACACGAUCAUGGACGGGCUAAUGAAAAAUGGAUUUGAAAGAACUGCAUUGGAGUUGCUUUACAAGAUGUUGGAAAUUGGACCUAUGUUCAAUGCGUUUACGUUUUCUAUAGCUUUGAAUUUGGUUUCAUGUUUAUCGCUUUUGGAGCUGGGUAAACAGAUUCAUGGCCAGGUUCUAAGACUUGUGCUUCACAAUAAUGGGUUUAUUAGGAAUUCACUUUUGGGUAUGUAUUGCAAAUGCGGGAAAAUGGAAGAGGCAUCCAUGACUCUUAGAACAAUUCCUCUGAAGAUUUCUUGUGAUGAUUCAUUAGCAGAAAUUGUCUCAUGGAGUUCAAUGGUUUCUGGAUAUGUUAGGAAUGGCAAGUAUGAAAGUGCAUUACAAACAUUCAGGUUUAUGGUCAAUGAACAAGUUGUGGUGGACAAAUUUACACUCACAAGCAUUGUCUCUGCUUGUGCAAAUAAAGGGAUUUUAGAAUUAGGAAGGCAGGUCCACGCCCACAUUCAGAAAAUUGGGCACAAACUAGAUUCUCAUUUAUGUUCCUCAUUAAUUGAUAUGUAUGCUAAAUGUGGAAGCCUGAAUGAUGCUCAAAGGAUCUUUAAACAAAAUAUUGAUAUGAAUGUCGUACUGUGGACAUCAAUGAUAUCUGCAUUUGCUUUCCAUGGACAAGGGCAGGAGGCUGUUCAACUCUUUGAGUGCAUGAUGAAUGAGAGAAUUAAACCAAAUGAGAUUACAUUUAUUGGUGUUUUAAUUGCUUGUAACCAUGCAGGGUUGCUUGAAGAAGGCUGUAAAUAUUUUGAGUUGAUGCAAAAAGUUUAUGGUAUCAAGCCUGGUUUUGAACACUAUACUUGUAUGGUAGAUCUUUAUGGUCGAUCUGGUCGCUUGAAUGAGGCAAAAGAGUUUAUUCAUGAAAAUGGUAUCUCCCACUUGAGUGCAGUUUGGAAGUCAUUUCUAUCUUGUUGCAGACUUCACAAAAAUGUUGAGAUGGGAAAGUGGGUAUCUGAAAGACUGUUGAAGCUCGAACAAUCUGAUGCAGGUUCCUAUAUUUUGUUGUCAAACAUGUAUUCUACUGAUCAUAGGUGGGAAGAGGCAGCUAAUGUGAGGAGUUUAAUGCGGCAGAGAAGAGUUAACAAACUACCAGGGCUGUCUUGGAUCCAACUUAAGAAUCAGGUCCAUAAUUUCUUCUUUUGAGGAGAUCAGUGGGUUCUCUCUAAACAAGCCCCUUCAUUCCUUAUCUUUGUUUAUUAAGCAAGAUAGGUCGUAAAGGUAGAAAAACCCAACAAAGGAUCUAUUCAAAAAUCCUACCUUUGAUAGGUGUUUAGUUCCCCCUGCAACUAGAUCACAAACUCGGUACUGUAACAUAUAUUCAUAGUUGGAGAAGCUCAAUGGAAGAUUAAAAAAAAGUGGGUACUCAUCUGAUGUGAAACCAAUGAUACAAGAUGUGGAAGAAGAGCAAAGUAAACUUUUUGGUUUCCUUAGUGAAUAACUAGCACUUGUUUAUGUGCACAUCUUCUGGAAUGCCAAUUUGUAUAGUAAGAACCUUCAGGUUGGCACUGAUUGCCAUAAUUUUAUCAAGUAUACUUCUCAGCUUUUAGAUAGAGAGUAAAUCGUGAGAGAUUUUCUCUGGUUUCAUCAUUUUAAGUGUUGGACUUGUGGAGUUUACCGGUGACCAAAGUCAGAGCUUCUUGUCUAUAUGAUUCUGUAGGUCAUCAGUCAUAAAUCAUGGUGAUGGUUUGAGUUUACUUGCCACAAUUGUUAUGGACAUCAGCGUGCAUCUCCAGUUAAACUGGAAUCAUGAAUGGUGUUGGCACAGUAAUUCGAUGGAGAAGCAAUUGGAUUUACAUGAUGUAUUUGUUCAAGUCCAAACCUCUUAGUUAUGCCUUAUUGAUUUUGACAUUGUUAUGCCUAAAGAAAAAUGCAGGUAUUUUCUAUGAGAAAUAAUGAUUUUGUUCUAUAA